Messenger RNA from Chanos chanos (milkfish), 2720 nucleotides. RefSeq names its product hepatocyte nuclear factor 4, alpha (gene hnf4a). Gene Ontology annotation, biological process: regulation of DNA-templated transcription. NCBI's taxonomy places the organism in Eukaryota, Metazoa, Chordata, Actinopteri, Gonorynchiformes, Chanidae. Gene Ontology annotation, molecular function: RNA polymerase II cis-regulatory region sequence-specific DNA binding; DNA-binding transcription factor activity; zinc ion binding. The record is from RefSeq and is a predicted model, not a curated record. The transcript is spliced from 10 exons. The coding region runs from base 17 to 1459 and encodes 480 amino acids.
UGUCAGGUAGCUGAGAAUGCGUCUAUCCAAAGCUCUAGUAGACAUGGACAUGGCAGACUACAGCGAGGCCCUGGACCCAGCCUACACCACUCUGGAGUUUGAGAACAUGCAAGUGCUCACCAUGAGCACAGACUCCUCUCCGGCUGAGAGUGCCAACAUGAAUGCCCCCAACCACCUGGGGGCAGGCACCCUGUGUGCUAUCUGUGGAGACCGGGCGACCGGAAAACACUAUGGAGCCUCCAGUUGUGACGGCUGCAAGGGCUUCUUCAGACGGAGUGUGCGCAAAAACCACAUGUAUUCCUGCAGGUUCAACAGACAAUGCAUAGUGGACAAAGACAAGCGAAAUCAAUGCAGAUACUGUAGGUUGAAGAAGUGUUUCCGGGCCGGAAUGAAAAAAGAAGCGGUACAGAAUGAGAGAGACAGAAUCAGCACACGGAGGUCCAGUUAUGAGGACAGCAGUUUACCAUCCAUUAAUGCACUCAUCCAAGCAGAUGUCUUGUCCAGACAGAUCUCCUCACCUGGCCCCAUUAUCCACGGUGACAUCAGAACGAAGAAGAUCGCUACCAUCACAGAUGUGUGUGAGUCAAUGAAACAGCAGCUGCUGGUGUUGGUGGAAUGGGCAAAAUACAUCCCUGCCUUCUGUGACCUUCCUUUGGACGAUCAGGUGGCUCUACUGCGCGCUCAUGCUGGAGAGCAUCUCCUACUUGGGGCUGCCAAAAGGUCAAUGUUGUAUAAAGACCUGUUGCUAUUGGGCAAUGACCACAUAAUUCCUCGUAACUGUCCGGAACUGGAGGUCAGUCGGGUGGCUGUGAGGAUUCUGGACGAGCUGGUCUUACCGUUCCAGGAGCUCCAGAUAGACGACAAUGAAUAUGCCUGCUUGAAAGCCAUCGUGUUCUUCGACCCAGAUGCCAAAGGACUAAGCGACCCAGGGAAGAUCAAACGGAUGCGCUACCAGGUGCAGGUUAGCUUGGAAGACUAUAUCAACGACCGACAGUACGAUUCGCGGGGGCGAUUCGGCGAACUACUGCUGCUGUUACCCACGCUCCAAAGCAUAACCUGGCAGAUGAUUGAACAAAUCCAAUUUGUUAAGCUCUUCGGAAUGGCCAAGAUAGACAACCUGCUCCAAGAAAUGCUUCUCGGAGGUUCAGCUAACGAGGCCCCACAUGCUCCUCAUUCUUUGCAUCCACACCUGGUUCAAGAACACCUUAGCAACAAUGUCAUUGUGACCAGCAACAUGGCCACUCCAAUUCACAAUGGACAGAUGUGUAAGGGAACCACAUUCAAUGGAUCUUCUCUCUCUCUCUCUUUCACUGCAGCCACUCCGGAGACUCCUAUCCCAUCACCCCCGGCAGCCUCUAGCUCUGAACACUACAAACUGGCUCAGGGUGUUAUAGCAACAGUUCCCAAGCAACCAACCUCCAUUCCUCAACCCACUAUCACCAAACAAGAAGCCAUUUAAACUCCCACUUCAGAAUACAGCAUUCUAGUAUUUAGUGAAUUUCUCUUACUUAACACACACAUUAAAGGUCUGUUUGGGCCAAUGACAAAAAGAAAAAAAAGUUUUUUGCACAGGCAUCUGAACAGGACAAUACAACUGGCACGUAAAUAUUCACAAGCUAUUAUUUUUGUAGCUGACUGUACAAAGCAAAUACAAAAAUAUAUAUUUUAUUGGUAUUUGUAAUUUUAAGUGAAUACAACAAUGUAGUCCCUGCCAGAUCUCUGUCUCUGUGACGUGCUGUACAAUAAGAAAAAUGAUAGACUAAAAAUAAAUGUGUAGAAAACAACAGGAGCUCAUCCCCAUUAACAAUAUAUGACCAGGUCCUUGUUGUGUUUAGCUGACCUCAUCUGUAGGCAAUGUGUUUUUAUAGUGAUACAUAUUUAUAUUCCCGUAGAAGAUACGAUGAUAUUAACAAGUGAGACUGGGUCAUAAGUAAACUAUGUCGGUUAUUAGAGUCUGUGUUAUGAAUUUCAUGAAUGUUACAAGCAGGCCUUACAUCUGAGGUGAAUCAGAUGAUCAUAUUAGUGUACAGUAUUUUAACAGCUGGAUACAGCAUUGCCACGGUUAAUUCUUUCAGGUUGUGAAUACCAGCCAUGUGCCUUGGAAAUAUUUUAAUUACCAAAACUGUCAGAAGUCCAAUGGAAAGGAGUGUAAAAGUAUGUUGUGUGUCUCUCUUUGUCUUUUUGGAUCACCCAUAGCUUUUUAAGAGGUAUAAUAUCAUAGAACUGAAGUUCCAGAAAUACAUUUUUUUUGAUGUUUUCACAUGUAUCCCUUUUUUAUCCUGUUUCUUUGUGGUUGUUCAUUUUUUCCCCUUGAGCAUCACACUCAGAAAUGUGUAAAUAUAAUAUCUGUGUGUUUAUUGCUACACUGGCAUAGUCUCUUUUGAAGUACUGGAUUACAAGAGAUUUUCCAGUUUUUAAAAUUAUGCAAAAAUGUGUAAAACUGCUUCAUAUAUUUUGUAACUGUGACUAGCAAGUAUCUGGCCAAUGUUUUGAGAGAGAAUGUCAUGGUUGCUUUCAUUACUAGUUUUGAAUGUCAUUUUAAUAAAUAGAUCUGUUAGGUGUGUGUGUGUGUGUUUGACUAAAGUAGUGUUCUUAGUCGCAACGUAUUGUUUGCUGGCUGUUGAAUGAACAGUGCCUUGGCACUACUGCCUGCAGGGAGACCGCUGAUCCAAACCUUCUAAUGUGAACUGAAAUUAAAUGUCAAGCAGUCAUUUUUUAUA